AUGUCAAAACUCAACUGUCAGCAGGAAUCCCUCGGCACUGUGGAAAAUAUGGAUCGUUUAGCUGAGGCCCCUCGUCUUGUCAUCGAUGGUACCUUCAGCACCUCGCCUAACUUGUUCACGCAGCUGGUGACUAUCCACGGACUCUAUCCUGACGGCUGGAGAAUUCCCCUCGCAUUCGGCUUACUCCCCGGAAAGACACAGGCUCAUUAUGAAGCCCUCUUGGAUGAGCUCCUUGCUUUUGGAGUCGACCCUCAAUCUGUCAUGAGUGACUACGAGAGAGCCCUGAUAAACGCUGUGGAGACAACCUGGCCCACUACUACCAAGAGAGGAUGCUUCUUCCACCACAAGCAAGCACUUUGGAGGAAGAUGCAGCAACAUGACCUAGUCCCGGAAUCCAACGCAGAGAACUCAGCAGUACGGAAGUACUUUCAGAUGAUCGGUGCUAUUGCCUUCGUGGACCUUGGAGACGUACUGGAUACCUGGACGCAGCUAAAAGCAACCCUUCCCCCGGAGAUGGAUUCCUUUGCUGACUACUACGAACGUACCUGGGUCGGAACACAAACCUCCUCCCCCCUCUACACCCACUGGAUCUGGAAUCAACGGGAUGCUGUCAUGGCCGGACUGAAGAAGGAGCAGGAUCUAACCCAAUGGAAGAUCAAUCAGAAGAUGCUCAGACAACCACCUCCUCGCCGACUGAAGAAGUGGACCGAUUACGACCGUCGCUUGAACGCUGUGAUUGAUAGCUACGAUGAUUAUGACAGAAUGGAUUAUUUGAAGUGUGUUGGAACAAUGAUUUUGAAUUGA
Messenger RNA from Bolinopsis microptera, 804 nucleotides. RefSeq lists its product as uncharacterized. The coding region runs from base 1 to 804 and encodes 267 amino acids. The record is from RefSeq and is a predicted model, not a curated record. The transcript has a single exon. Lineage: Eukaryota; Metazoa; Ctenophora; Tentaculata; Lobata; Bolinopsidae.